AUGCACAGCAACUGGCAUAGAGGAAAGACUCUCACACAAGGACCUGGGAUCUACUCCUUAGCCAGAGGAUCAAAUCCAGACGAAGGGAAUCACAGACCUUUUGUUCAUAUCUAUCUUCAUCAGUCUGUUCAUAUCUAUCUACUUCAGUUUGUUCAUAUCUAUUUUCAUCAGUCUGUUCAUAUCUAUUUUCAUCAGUCUGUUCAUAUCUAUUUUCAUCAGUCUGUUCAUAUCUAUUUUCAUCAGUCUGUUCAUAUCUAUCUACUUGAGUUUGCUCAUAUUUAUCUCUCUGUUUUUGUCUGCUCAUAUCUAUCUAUCUCCAUAAGUUUGUUCAUAUCUAUCUAUUACACUCAAAAUGAUCUAUUUACUUUUAUCCUUUCCAUUUCUCCCUUUCUUUCUUUCUUUCUUUCUUUCUUUUUUUUAAUCUUUCCUUCCUUCUCUAUCCAAAUAACUCCAUCUCCUGUCAUUCUUUACUUUAUCACUUUUUCUUAUCUUCUUUUAUUAAUGAAUCCUUCUCUGAUGAUCUCUUUGUUUUUCUUCAUUCUUUUCAUCACUAUCUUUCUCUUUUUUUUCCCCCUUAGAUCUCUUUCUCUUAUUACUUUCUUUCUUCUCCCACUAACAAUACUAGUAACACAUCUAAAACAAUUCCCUCAAUGGAUAGCUAAUGUCAUUUCAAGUGGAAAUAUGUUCCCUGUAACCACAUUAUUUAUGUCACAUGGGUACACAACAAUUGUGUUUUGCUUUGGUGUAGUAUCUCCAAAGAAGUCAUUUACCAAGAAAGAGUCCUGA
This is a messenger RNA of Acanthosepion pharaonis, 786 nucleotides long. NCBI's taxonomy places the organism in Eukaryota, Metazoa, Mollusca, Cephalopoda, Sepiida, Sepiidae. The record is from the annotation of a GenBank genome assembly.